AUGAGCUUUCCACAGAAAACACAAAGAUCCAUUAUAGUGGUCGGGUCUGGCCUGGCCGGACUCUCCGCAGCAACCACCAUUGUGCAGACCAACCCCAAAAUACCGGUGGUAAUUCUGGAAAAGUUUGCAAAGCCAGGUGGAAACUCCAUAAAGGCUUCAUCUGGUAUAAACGGUGCAAAUACGAUUUUCCAGCAUUGGCCAGAUACGUCGUUCGAAUCUGAUACGAUCAAGUCUUCGGGGAACAGUCUUUUGGAGUCUGACUGGCGCAAUGGACGAUUAGAGCUGAUAUCAGAAAUGUGCACACAGUCCAAAGAGUCUGUUGAGUGGCUGUCGGGUUUAGGAGUGGAUCUGACGAGAGUUGCGAGACUAGGUGGUCAUUCAGUUGCAAGAACCCACCGUGGAGACGGGCCUGUUCCGCCUGGGGCCUCGAUCAUAACCACGCUGCUUAAACUUCUCCAGGGUAAGGCCCAGCUCAAAUUGGAGUGUGAGGUUACCAAGAUUCUUACAGAUGAUGAAGGAAAGGUGAUUGGCGUGGAAUAUAAUGGAGCCAACCGAUUGUAUGGUCCGGUCAUCUUCACCACCGGUGGCUUCGCAGGUUCCCAUGAAUACAUUUCGAAGUAUGCACCAGAACUAAUCAACUUACCAACCACAAACUCAGAAAGACCCGGAACGCAGCAUCUGUUGAGUUCGCUGGGGGUGGAAUUGGUGGAUAUGUCAAAUGUGCAAAUUCAUCCCACUGGGUGGGUGGAGCACUUCAACCGCGACGAUAGAGUGAAAUUUCUAGCUCCCGAGGCUCUCAGGGGUGAAGGCGGAAUUCUCAUCAAUGAUAAGGGAGACCGCUUUGUUAAUGAGCUGGAUACGAGAAAACGUGUAUCCGAUGCCAUAAUCAACACUAUAGUCCGAGACCCUUAUGCAGAUCCAAAGCUCCAGCAAUACAAAUUGUGGAUUCUAUUGGACGAAGAGACCUACAAGAGUACAAAGGCAAGCUCAGAUUUCUAUCUCGCCAAAAAAUUGCUCUGGAAGACGAAUUUCGCUAGCAUGGAGGCGAGCUUCGUCAAUAUCCGAUCUACCCUGCAGGCGUAUGGCUCAUCUUCAAAAGACCCGUUUAACAGACCCACUCGAGGAAAUUGGAAUAUUCCAAAAUUCACUCCAGAAACGGUUCUUUAUAUAGGCCAGGUUACUCCUGUGGUUCACUUCACUAUGGGCGGAGCCAAGUUCAACACUCGUGCUCAACCACUCACUGCCUCUGGUCCUGUAUCUGGACUGUGGGUUGCCGGGGAAAUAACUGGAGGUAUUCAUGGUGAUAACAGAUUGGGAGGCUCUUCAUUGCUGGAAUGUGCAGUUUUUGGUAGAAUUGCAGGCUCGGAAGCGGUGAAGUAUUACGAAGAACAGUAA
Messenger RNA from Kuraishia capsulata CBS 1993, 1395 nucleotides. RefSeq lists its product as uncharacterized. Lineage: Eukaryota; Fungi; Ascomycota; Pichiomycetes; Pichiales; Pichiaceae. The record is from RefSeq and is a predicted model, not a curated record. The transcript has a single exon. Gene Ontology annotation, molecular function: FMN binding; oxidoreductase activity. Bases 1 to 1395 code for a protein of 464 amino acids.